This is a messenger RNA of Puccinia graminis f. sp. tritici CRL 75-36-700-3, 318 nucleotides long. RefSeq lists its product as uncharacterized. The transcript is spliced from 2 exons. The record is from RefSeq and is a predicted model, not a curated record. NCBI's taxonomy places the organism in Eukaryota, Fungi, Basidiomycota, Pucciniomycetes, Pucciniales, Pucciniaceae. The coding region runs from base 1 to 318 and encodes 105 amino acids.
AUGCUUUUCAACUCGGCCUUGAUCUUCACGGUAUUCUUAACCGGUCUUUCACAGGCUGGACAAAAAUUCGGCCCUGGAUCAGAGGAGGGACCAAGAAUAACCCCCGUUUGCGCCCAAGACGAAUCAAUUCCAUUUGGAAAAUUCGAUCCGGUGGCCCUGACCUUCUGGCCAACAGACGUGUAUGGAGCCAAAUCUGACGGCGGUCAGACCUACCAAAAAUGUUCACGUGAUGCCAAAAAUAAAUUGCUUUGCCCAGGCAUCAAACAACCUUCUGACCUCCAUUGUUGUCCCAAUUCCCACUUCAUGAAACACAAUUGA